Vanderwaltozyma polyspora DSM 70294 is the source of this 1632-nucleotide messenger RNA. RefSeq lists its product as uncharacterized. Gene Ontology annotation, cellular component: phosphopantothenoylcysteine decarboxylase complex. Gene Ontology annotation, molecular function: phosphopantothenoylcysteine decarboxylase activity; FMN binding. The coding region runs from base 1 to 1632 and encodes 543 amino acids. The transcript has a single exon. NCBI's taxonomy places the organism in Eukaryota, Fungi, Ascomycota, Saccharomycetes, Saccharomycetales, Saccharomycetaceae. The record is from RefSeq and is a predicted model, not a curated record. Gene Ontology annotation, biological process: coenzyme A biosynthetic process.
AUGACCUUAUCAAGUAAAGAAUCAAUGGAAUUGUCUAAAGAUGUUCAGCAAACUAAAUCGAUUAUUAAUACUAACGCCCAAUCAGGUGCUGUGGUAAGUAAUUCUCCAGAUUUAGGUUUGAAAAGAACUCCUAAAGUUACAUUCAAUAGUAAUAAAAUUUUACCAAGUAGUAACGAAAAUGAUUCGAUAACUAAUGGUAUCGCUAUAAAUACAACUACCUCUGGCAAUAUCAAAAAAUUACCUUCUGAUUUGAACGACCAGUUCUCUCCUGUUGAAAAUAAUGAAGAGCAUCUGCAAUUUGUAGUAGAUGACAUCUUACAUAGUCCAACUUCAAGGUCGAGGUCAAAUAGCAAUUCUCCAAGACCUUCAAUCAUUGGGGCAAAUGGCACUAUAUUGCCAGGUACUGGCCCAACUGUGUCUAUCGAUCAGAAUUUAGAAAAAGAUAUAAUACCGCUACAAAAGGAUCACUCUAAUAGCAAGAUUGAUGAAAAUAAUCCUUUAGAGUCAAUAAUGGAAAAGUCUAUUGAUAAUACAACUGUACCUUCAAAAGAAGUAGGGAAAAAUGUAGAUUCAAGGUUACCACAAGAUGAUGGAAAAUUGCACAUAUUAUUUGGUGCGACUGGUACUUUAGCCAUUUGCAAAUUAAAGCCAAUGAUUAAAAAAUUAGAAGAUAUAUAUGGCAAAGAUAAUAUUAGUAUUCAGGUUGUAUUAACCGCUGCUGCAACAAAGUUCUUCAGUAAAAAAUAUUCGAAAAAACAUAUCUCUCCACUUAAAAUGACUAAUUCCCAUGAAUUAACAACAUCGGCUGAAUCUCAGUUCAUUACUCAAAAGUUACAAAAACAGCACUCACAGCAAAGUUUUGAUCAAGAUUUGCAUACCAUCUCUCCAGCUACUCCGAUAAAUACAAGUCAAACAAAUUUGGCUGCACAGAGUCCAAGUACAACUAACAUACCCAUAGCGAAUACUAUUGCUGACUUGCCUCCACACAUACAUGUUUGGGUAGAUCAAGAUGAAUGGGAUACUUGGAGUCAGAGGACAGAUCCGGUGUUGCAUAUAGAAUUACGGAGAUGGGCAGAUAUAUUGGUUGUUGCACCAUUAAGUGCCAACACUCUAGCUAAAAUUGCUUUAGGAUUAUGUGAUAAUUUAUUAACGAAUAUUAUAAGAGCUUGGAACCCUCAUUUCCCUAUACUUAUAGCACCAUCGAUGAUGAGUUGUACUUAUAAUUCAGUUCAAACUAAAAAACAAUUAAAUAUACUUAAAGAAGAAAUGCCAUGGGUUACAGUAUUUAAGCCAUCUGAAAAAAUCAUUGCUAUUAAUGGUGAUAUUGGGUUAGGUGGUAUGGCUGACUGGAAUGAAAUUGUUGAUAAAAUUGUAAUGAAACUAGGUGGUUAUCCAAAGGAUGAAGAUGAAGACGAUGAAGAAGAUGAAGAUGAAGAUGAAGAUGAAGAUGAAGAUGAUCAAGAGGAACAGAAAAAUGAUGAAAAAUCAAGAGAUGCAGGCCAAGACGACGAUGAUGACGAAGACGACGAAGAUGAAGACGACGACGACGAUGAUGAUGAUGAUGAUGAUGAUGAUGAUGACGAUGAGGAGGAGGAAGAACAAGAAGUAGAAGGGAAAAGUCUUGGAAAUUGA